This is a messenger RNA of Porites lobata, 24366 nucleotides long. NCBI's taxonomy places the organism in Eukaryota, Metazoa, Cnidaria, Anthozoa, Scleractinia, Poritidae. The record is from the annotation of a GenBank genome assembly.
CUUUGCAAUGGGACAACCAGGCAUUCAAACAGGUGGUAGAAAGUAAUAUUGUCUUUGCCACUGAAGGUAUUAGGGGAUUUCUUCUUCGCACAAGCCACACCACGAAAAGGAGUUGUUUUGAGCUGAAGAGAUCAUGAAUACAAGGAAAUACAUCGCUUUAGUUCUUUCCAAUUUAGCCUUGUUUGUUCUUUGUGAACCAGAAGAGCCACUUGAUAGAGGUAUGUCUCUGUUUGUUGGUUGAGAAAAUCAUUUUAAAUUUAAACAUUGAAAACAGUUUAAAAUUUUCAGUUUUACAAUCGGUGUCGAAUUUUGUAGGCUGGGGGGAAAAGAUCGAAUGGAAAACGCUCCAAGAUGGUUUAGAAGAGGCUAAAAAGAGGUAAAACUUUACUAUAAAUCGAUAUUUAAAUAUAAAGGUUCAAAUUAAAACAAUGAAAUAUUUCAAUACGCUCUGUGAUAGCCCGGCUUUUGAAAUCGUAAGAAGUUAAGAGCCAAAGCCAGUGAGUGCUCGUUUUGACUCAAGAUUUAGACAUGGACCUACAGCUCACAUUCACUCGCUGCCCAGUAAAGCCUAAUUUGCAAGUUUAGACAUUAAAUCGUUUCAACAUGAGCCAUUUCAGUGUUCAGUGGUCAUUUUUUAAAGUCACUUGUAUCAGAGGAUUUAUAGUGAAUUGUCAGUGAGUCGUUAUUGGUUGUAGAAACUGGCAAAAGCAGGAGGCCAUUAAAACAAAUAAUCAGUUGGUGCUUUCUUUUCCAAUUUUCAACUGGAACAACUUCAAUCCAAAUCACGUGUUAUUAAAUUGUUAUUAACUUCUCAGUCUGACACAGCGGCUUGCAAUCACGGUGAAAGUGACCGAACCGUAAAACAAAUUUGCUGUCUAUGUUAAUAUACUAAAAGUAACUAAACUGCAUUCCAGCCAGGGAGAAACAACCUCCAGCCGCAAUGAAGUAUUUUUAUUUACUUUUAUUUUCUCAAUAAUCACGCUUUGCAUGAGAAGAUUUUAUUAUACUUUGCUAGAACGCUCUAAACUGCCAAAAAACAGGUUGCAACCAUCAUUCAUUAAACCAUUUAUUUGUUUUGGGUGAAAGGUUUUUUCUAUCAUUUUUUUCGUAUGAUAAAUAAAUUUUCUAAUAAUGGAUCUAUAUUUGUAGCGUUUCUCCUCUGGUUUUCAACUGUUUUAUCGGCUGAAAAACCGCCGGUGCGCAAAACGUUUUUAAACAACAAACGAGAACGGAAAAGCUGUUGGAGUGGGAAGUUUUAAAAGAUUAAAUUAUAUCGAAAGUUGAAACUUUGUUACAGCUAACCUCACUAGGGCAGUUUUACAUUCAGUUGCCGUCAGUUCUUUUGCACGUCAUCAUGACUUACAGGUUUGCUUUGAUGGAGAUGACUGAAUAUGAAGCGCCCACGCAAGUUUUAAUUUUUGUUUGUUUACUUUGUUUCUCUUCUUCUCUACUGUUUCGGCCAAACAUAACCUAUAUCCGUAAGUAAGCCGGUAAAAAACGUUCCGUUCGCGUUGUCAAUCGAAAGACUUGCCAGUUUGAUUUUGGAGGCUAUAAGUAAAAGAAAAACAAACAAACAAAAUCAAACGAUCCUUAUCAACGUACAUUAGCCGUAUUUAUACUAGAGGACGUCUUAGACGACUUAGACGUCUAGUAUAAAUACGGGAAAUAAGGCAGACCAUUAAACCUCAGAUGAAUAAAACGUCCGAAGUUAAGUCCGAUCGACGCACUUAACAGAUGAAUUAGCCGUUACUUAACAGUCAGACGUUUAAUACGUCUGGACGUCCAUUUUAGAUCUGAAAAUACCAAUCGAUCUUACGGUUUUUUUCUUCUGAUAGCAAUAAGCCAUUGAUGCUGCUUAUUCACAAGACUUGGUGUGGGGCAUGCAAAGGUAAUCUUGAUAAUAUUCUUCGCUAUAUUAAUCUUAAUUUGCUGUAGCCUCUUUCAGCAAACAGAGAGAAAGAAAGAACGUUGGAACAUUCAACAAAAUGAUCUCACUCACUAUUAAUUAAUAUAACCUUUGCAGCAUUAAAACCAGCAUUUGCGGAGUCGCAGGAAAUUGCAGAUUUCAGUAAAAACUUUGUUAUGGUGAAUUUGGAGGUAAGACAAUAAGAUUUGUUUAUGAUGAAAAAGAAACGGAUAUAUGUUCUGACAAUAGUUAAGAAAAGGACCCGUUAAAUUAAGGAACAGUUACAACUAGAAGUAAUUACAAAAAUUGGAUAGUGAGAAGUGAUAAGGCGAGGGUAGCCUCGACAAAAAAAUGAAUUUGCACAAAUUUGCUCCUGCUGGCAAAUAUGUCGCAAAGCUUAUGUAAAAACUGAGGAGCAAACUGAUGGGACAAAGAUGGUAAAUGCCACACGUGCGUACCAAAAACACGGGUUUAUAAAUAUAAAAGCAAAUGUGGCAUUUAUCAUGUUUACCCUAGAUUUUUCUUCCAUUAUAAACUCUACUACAGAAAUAAAUAAUCUUGUAAAAUGAACAUACUCUCAAACAUUAUGGCUGAAAAAAGUUAUGUAGUGCUAGAAGAGGCAAUUUCUGAACCGUACUUGUUUUUAGGAUGAAGAAGAACCCAAGGACGAAAAAUAUCGGCCAGACGGAAGAUACAUCCCAAGGAUUCUGUUUCUUUGUAAGUUGACGCAAAAAAUUGGUCUUAUUAACUGGGUUGACAAGGUCAAUUUACCACCUUGAAAAGCAGCCUCGUCCCCGCGUUCUCUCUCUUGCCGCGAGGAAGAGAGAUAACCCUGGGGACGAGGUUGCAUGAAAAGAUUAAAAAGCUGACGUUCUUCAAUGAAGUUUAAUUUCAUUCUUCAGCACAUGAUGGAGAGGUAAUGAAAGAUGUCUACAACAAAAACGGAAAGCAUAAAGAUACCAAAUACUACUAUGGAAAAACUUCUGAAAGUAAGUGAGGAUAAAUUUAAUUCAAUUCAUUAGAGCUUCCCCUGCUUGAUCAAAAGGAAACAGAAACGACUGAUAUGCAGGCUAUAUGCAGCAGGAAAUAACUAGCGCAAUUUUUUUUAACGCUCUAAGGUUACGGCAAAGUUAAGCUAGCCUGAGCUGGCCCAGUCGACGUCGUCUUUUCAAAUAUCCAGUCUCCCUUAUUUCCCUAAUGAAGUCCUGAUACUUAUGUUAGCACCAAGUACACCUAACUGCGUAACUAGGCUCCUUAGCAGGCGUUUGAAAGGCAAGGGGAUUCCGGGCACGCAAAAAGCGCAAAAAGCUCGCGAGGGGGAGGGAAGGAAAUCCCCUCCCCUCCUCCCUUCUCCCUCGAGCGCAGUCUUCCGCCCAAAUUCCCUACCCUUCUCUUUCGAACUUCUGCCACACAGGCUUCUGCGUAAACUGCGCCGCUUACUCGUGACCGGCUUCUCGGGAUAUGAGAACAGACUAAGUAAGACCUCGAGCUCGUUUAUCAGUCAAGUCAGUUUCAUCAAAAUAGACACGGACUACAAAUCAUCUGUCGGAAUUUGUCUGCUUAACUUUAAACUUUGAAUGCCAUGUGCAUACUUUAGUUGUUGAUAGUAUGAAGUCAGUCCUGAAAAUCGGUGGAGGCGACGCUUCAAAAGAAGUCGAAGAAGAACCAGAGAUAAUAGAGAACAACUUUCUUGCAAGAGGUAAGUCUUAAUCGGUGUUACUAGCUCUGUUGUCUAGGCGCUAGUUGUUCAAAUGUUGUCGGAUAGCGCUAUCCACUGGAUGAUAGCGCUGUACAACUAGGGCCAGGGAGGUACACGAUAACUGCUCCACGGUUCACCUGGAAGUGCUUAGUUCACAGGCGUUCAAAGAGGCUCACGCAAGCUCGAUCGAGGCUCUUGAAAACCGAGAGAAAGAGUAGCGACUUAAUUAGGUUGCCAUAAUGGCAUUAAACUCCUUAAGUAGGCCAUUUCCGAGUUGCCUUUAGCUUCUUUUCUUUCAAAGAAAGUCGUGGCAAAAUAGUUUUAUCGUAUUUGAGUCGAUUCGACACCGCGGCGUUUAUGAAAUUUUUCGUGAUUCGAGUGCGGCGUUUAUUCGAGAGCGGCGUUUAUAAGAGGGCGUCGUUUAUUUCAAAUCCAAUUUAUUUAUUGCAAACAAUAGUAUGGAACUGAAGAACAUUGUUAUCAAUGAAAGCAAGUUUCCAAAGCAUGAUUAAGCUGAACUAUCGUAUGCUGCUCUCGUCUUUUGAUUAUAUUCCUUUGAGCUUCGAACGUCCUGAUCUUAAAACAUUGUUACAAUCAAGGAAAAUAAAGGCCGGGUUCCUCAGACUUGAUUAUUACUGCCUUUGCUUUUUGAGUCUAUUAUUGAAAUAAACGCCGCAUCAUGACUUUUAUUCGAGGCCGGCAUUUAAACGAAUAAAUACGGUACUAGCAAUGUAACUCAUUUUUUGUACGUUUACUUAUGCACCAGGCCACUCUGAUGAAGGGGCUCAGAGCAACUCGCGCUCGAAAGUGGGCUAAUCAGUGAUGAUGACCCGUGCGAUUCUCAAACAUCUUUCGUUAAAAUAUAGUCUCCUUCGCAGCCGUUUUAAGGGUUGUCACGUGAUGCUCCUCCGUACGCGACUAUGACUAGAGCGUUUCGGACGUGACCUGAAGACAUUCAAAGCCACUUUCUAUUCGAUUUAACAUGAAAAUAAUGAUGUGAUGAUGACAAAUCACUAUAAGCUCAGUUUGUUGGAAGUAUCCCAGUUUUAGCAGCCUGGCUUGUGGUACCAAACCAGGUUGUUGAGACAAACUCUCUUACUUCUUGAAAGAAUGAAAAAGCACAGGCAAUUUGCACCAUAUAUGUAAAAAACAUGUUGUUUUUUGUUACACUUUUCAGGGAGUCGUCACUGAUUCGUUCGCUGUUUAUGUGUUCUCGGGCGGAGGAAACGAUUUGGGUGGUGGUCUUACUUACUUACAGUCAAACCUGUAUAUAACGGCCCUGUGUAUAGCAGGUCACUCUGUAUAUUACGGUCACCAAGGAACUUCCCAAAAUUUUCAGUUGCCUUAUAUUUUCUGCAAAGUUGACCUGUAUAUAGCGGUUACCCUGUAUAUAACGGUCACCUUACCAUUCCCCAAGGGAAGCCGCCUCCGUUCCCUCAACUCCACCUGCGAUUCUUUACUCCAAGAAUCGUUUGAAUAACGUUAACAAGUGGUUAAAGGGGAGUAGAACCUUUAUAAUGGGUACAUUUAUAUCAAAGAACCAUUAAUAACAAACAACGAAGUAGCACCUAGCUAAUAGCGAACUUAAGCAAAGACGUUUUUGAGCGACGCACGUCGACCAGAAGUGAGGUCUUCUCCCUUCUCAUAUGCCUUGACGCCAAAUUUGAUUCUUAUAAAACGAUUUACCCAAGAUUUUCAACAGAACCCCUCCCCAAUGAUGCAAAAAGUCCACUUCCGGUUGACGUCCGUCGCUCAAAAACGCUGUUGCUUAAGCUCCCUAAUAGCCACUGAUUAACGCCUUGUAACACAGGGUUUGGUGACAGCAUAGCGUGGGUUACGUUUGAAGAUGGACUUGAACAAAUAAAGAAGAGGUAAAGAACAUGCUCUUAUCGUGCACAUAUCUUUUUUACAUGCAAUCAGUUUUAUUUGUUGUUGUAAUAUUGUUGUAAUAUUUCUUCGAUCUUAAAAUUCAUAAACUCGGUGAUUGAUUAUUCUUUACUCUUUACUGUAAAUAGCACCAAUAGGCCAAUUGUAUGAUGACGUCUGUUUACUACUAAGACCAGAAUUGAUUUGGUCUUUUCUUUCACUUCAAAUCUGGUAAUUAAUCCCAGUAAGAUUUAGAUAAAAAAGAAAAAAGCAAUAAUUUGCACAAGAAACCAAAACCGUGAAGGAUUCUGGUAGCAGCUGAGUAAAAUGAUGUCAUCGUGGGAAUGGCCUGUUCGAGCAGAUAGGUAGCUGUUAGAGAGGAUAAUCCUAUUUUGGCAGAUGACAUCAGAGAUGUGCUAAUUCGCCACUGUAGAAACGCGAAGAGAACUGGCCAUGGAUUACUGGAGCCAAAAUGUGUCCCGCAAUUGUUUCUGGGAUCGUUAAUGGCACGCGCCGAUCAGCUAUUGGCUAAUUUUUUUCUUGCCCCUAGUAACAGCCCCACAAGUCUUUGCGAAAGUUAACUCGACCCAGUUCCUAAGGUGGCGACUUGCUAUAAAUAGAUCAUGACACACUGGCGAUCUUUUUCUUUCAGUGAUAAAUUGAUGUUACUUCUCAUUCACAAAACAUGGUGCGGCUCGUGCAAAGGUAAAGUUUUAUAAAAAAUGAAAUGAUAAGUUUAAUUGGUAGGAAUUGAAGGGUUAACUUCUUGCCAUUAUAAAAUGCCUUGCAGCAUUAAAGCCCAAACUUGCCGCCUCAAAGGAGUUUGCGCAAAUGAGUAGACACUUUGUGAUGGUUAACACAGAGGAUGAAGAAGAACCAAAGGGAAGUCAGUUUAUAGUGGACGGAGAGUACAUUCCAAGAGUGUUAUUCCUAAGUAAGUUAAUUAUAAGUUACUGAAAAGAAACGGAUUUAAUUGGUUUGGAGCAAAUAAAACUAUAUUCUUGGAUACCUAUUCCUUAGGAUGUAUAACCAAAUUCAGUUUCCUUUCUUCACUGACUGCUGGGUGUAAUUUGAACAAAUAAAUAAUAACUACGAUUUAGAGGUAGCAUAUCCACCAAGUGUGGCUCUUCGUCUACCUGAUUCCUGGUCGAACUGGAAUUUGAAAAUCCUGGAUUUUGAGGAGAGGGGAAAACCGGACUGACCCGAAGAAAAACCUCUCGGAGCAAAGGAGAGAACCAACAACAAACUUGAUCAACCCACAUAUGGCGUCGACGCCGGGAAUUGAUCCCACAUUGGUGGGAGGCGAGUGCUCUCACCAAUGCGCCACCCUUGCUCUCCCAUUUGCAGAUGAAGAUAAAGGUGCAUUAUUGAAGUGUUUGGAUUAGGGUCCGAGUUACGGAACUAUUAGUUACACCUUAAAGCUUGCAAAUUAAAGCCUCCGACUUAGAGUAAGUUAACUCAUAAAUCGGUGCUUUUAAGAAUCGUUUCCCAACUGAAAGUUCUGAUCGAUGUCCUCUCUUUAAGAGUAAUAAAAGUAAAGCACAUAAGAGCGACUAUAACUUAGCUGGCAUGGAAUAGCUCUGAAUUAUUUAAAACGUGACUAACACGCAAUACAGAAAACAUGAAGAUAAUGUAAAGCAUUCAGCCUUUUCUGUUAGUAUUACUGGCUCUUUCUGAACACGGCCGUUUGCAUUCAGUCCCAUACAAACCCUGGGAUUUAAAACUGGAAAGAUUCUCACUCACUCACAUCAUGCAAAGGUAGUUGCAACUAAACAUCUCAACUUAAGAUGUUGAAACAUUGCUCGAUGGCCUUUUUGCCCGGUCAAACUGACUUUUCCCAAAGAAAUGGAAAAUCAGUCAUUAUUUGCCAAGACUAGCUGUACUUUUGUCAUCUCUCCUUGUAUAGAUCCUGAAGGAAAAGUUAUUGAUGAGAUUUGGAACGAAGGAACCAAGCAUCCCCACGUUAAAUAUUACUACAGCGGACCGCAGGAAUGUAUGCUAACAAAGCUUAAAUGAUUCUCAUUUUCUUAUUGCCUAGAAUGGAAAAAAUCUUUUUUCCCUUAGUACAAUGAAGGCCUUCAAUUUUUGUAUACUUGUUUCUGUCUUUCCUGCCUUAGUCUAAGACAGUAACAUAUCAUGAUGAAGCUUUUUCUCUCAAAUAUGUUUUUGAAAUUAAAGUAAAAACUUGAGCUAUCAUCUUUUUGACCAAAUAUAUAAAUGUACUUAUCUAGGCAAGAUACCGUGAAGCAUGUUCAACGUAACUUUAGUUUGGUACCUCACGAGGUGACUGGUUAUAAGUGUAAACUGUAGUUAUCAUUCAUUUAAAAUAUUCCCCUUCUGUGAUUGGCUCAAAUCCACCGACUUAUUCUCCGAUUAUUCUUCAUAACCAGCAGCCCAAAUUGACGUCAAUUCCACACAUAUCGACAGAAAAGGGUCGGCAGAAGGUGGAUGGCUCAGCUGUUCUGGAAAAAAUGGUGGAAGGAGACAAAAUGGCCGAACUACUGCCUAAAAACAUUGCAAUGCCUGGCUGAAAUAAGCAUCCUUUCAUAACCUGAAACUCCCGAGGAACACUCAAUGUCAUGAAGACGGGAGGCUUUACGGCUUCGGCGGCUAAUACCCUCCUCAGUCUGCAUAAUUUGUCAUAUCAUACUCAGCCUCGUCCAACAAUUGCUAAAUAACAAAAUUUGCGUUUAUUUAUCUCUUGCAGUGAUAGCAGCGAUGAAGAGGGCUCUAAAGAUGAAGGAAACGGGAUUUGUAGGUAUGGAAUUUGAUGCUCGGUUGAAAUGUUACCAAUUGAUUGUUUCAUUUCAGCCGAACAAACUUAAAUACUGCAUCUUCUUCUUGUAUUUUUUUAUCUGUUUAACUUCAGAAAUCGGCAAAGAAGAGCAACAAGUAGACAAAGAAGACAAAGAUCCUUGGUGGAAACCAAAAGAUUUGAAAGAAGAUUUGUCUAAAGGUUCCGUAACAAUAGCAUUCAUAUUCUCUUAAAAUUUCGAUUAAAUUUGUAUACCGUUCCAUGUGUUCAAUCAAGUAAUGCUUCUGCUAGGAUAUAGAAAUUCAUCGGUACUAGUGUAACCUAUCUAAUAUUCUUUACAAUAGGUUUUGGCGGUCACAUCAAUUGGAUGUCGUACGAGCAGGGAUUAAAAGAAGCUAAAAAGAGGUUUGACAUUUCAAAUGCAGUUUGAGUCAGAGACUUCCGAAAUGAUAGAGUAGUUCUGUAUUCCAAGCGUUAAUUGAAGCGAUGUGGUGCACUUCAGAUACCCUUCUUAUACAGAAGGAAACUUAUGUCUACCCUCUAUUGAUUAUUUUCGAAUCGCCCAUGAUGCACUCAAUUCCCCCCCCAAUGUUCCGUAACUUAUUUUGUUUCAAAUGUUCUCGAGAAAUUCCCAGGAGCACUUGGAAACAAUAUUUUAGACAGAGUGUGUUAUGAGGAAUUCGAAAAUAGAGAAUUCAAAUGAAAAUUUGCAUCUCUUUUUAAGUGACUGAGCGGAAAUUUAAACGGCAAAAAGGGAGAAAACGUAUAUUGCUGCUUCAUAUCUGUAAGUGUCAUCAACAAAAAACAAAUAAAUCAUAGAUGACUCCAUUUUUGACAGCCCUUUUCGUUUUCACACGAAUACGACCAUUGAUAUUAUGAAUUAUAAAAAAUUGAUUCUUGUUUGUGUGUCACACCAUUCUUUGGUUAUUUUUCCCUACUCUGAUUCCACAGUAACAAGAAGAUGCUUUUGAUCAUUCAUAAAUCUUGGUGCAGUUCAUGUAAAGGUAAGAAUGCUUUGCUACGUUAGGCACUAGUACUCGUCUAUUUCAAGAAAGUGGUUAAAAACGUUCCAAACAGCAGAUUUCAGGUUCAAAAGAAAAUUUCACAGCUAAUAAUAUUUUAAAAUCCAAAAUAUAGCCUUGAAACCCAUUCUGGCCAAACACAAGACAUUUGCCGAACUCAGCAAGAAAUUUGUGAUGGUUAACACAGAAGAUGGUGACGAGCCAAAGGGAGAUCAGUUUGAUGUGGACGGGAAAUAUGUUCCAAGGAUUUUCUUUUUAGGUAAGAACACUGGAGAAACAUCAACAAGCAAAAUUUACCGUAUAUCUAGCCGAUUUUUCGAGAACGAACCCAACGGAAUUUGCAGUCAUUUGUGUGAAAAAGAACCAAAAGCCGGGGUUUUUUGCGCCCGAUUAGCCCGAAAUCACACUAGCGAAGGAAAAGAAAAGGAGAAAAAGAAAGAACGAGGGGGAAUAAGGGAGAAGAAGAGAAAAAAAAGCAAUGGUUACACUCUGAUUUUUUUUAUAUUAGCUCCUUUGGAGAGUUUUUGGCCGAAGAAAAAUGCUUGACGGAAGAGAUCUAUUUGGCGGUGACGUUUUCGAAAAUCCGGCUAGAUGUCAUGUACAGUAACAUUAGAAUCCCACUCAGAUCUAUCAUGAGACUGGGGAAGAGAACCAUUAAUUACCAUCUGCUAUGUUUCUCACAUCUUACCCUCAUAUAUUGUUUGUCCAAGGUCAUUGAACACUGACGUGGCGAAGCAAUUGAUCCGCUGGAAUAAUAUGUCACGCAAGGCGCUUCCGUAGCGUAUACUUGGGUCGUAAUGUUCUCAGAGCAGUUCAGUGAAAAUAACCAAGCAUGCGUGCUAGAAGCAUAUAAGUAUUAGUUUUGGCAUUUAUUGAUCAGAAAGAGUCGUCCUCCGUCUUAACUGCACAUAGCACAAGCGCCAGAGAUUAGAAUCUGAUUGUAGGUUUGUGAAGAAGACUAACGCUCUACAUAUUUAAACUUGGACAUUUCACAAGAAGCCCAAGUAACAAGGCCAAGGAUCAAAGCCGUUAACAAAGUAUUUCAGUUGACGAGAAGAGAAAAGAAAGACUUUAAAUACAUCCAUGCCAAGUGGUUUUGUACUAGACUUCUCUUGAUGCUUGAAAAUAAAGUGAUGAAAAAGAUUGUGCCCUGAUUCCCUCUUCUUCGCCAAUAAUUAAGCUAUGCGUUGUAGCAAGGGGAAAAUCUUGAUGAUUAAACGUUUUCAUGUAGAUGAUGAUUCAAGUCUAACCAUCACUCGUUUUAUUGCAGAUUCAAAUGGAAAUGUGGAGAAGGAACUAUGGAACGAGGGAACUAAACACAAACAUGUAAAAUAUUAUUACCAGGAUGGAGACGAAUGUAAGUGGCACUUUCAAAGUUCAACACUUUUAGAAGAGAUAUCAGCGGAAACGAAAAGACAUAAUAUUCACGUUAUAGACUUGAACAGAUUCAUCUAUCCGGUAAAUUUAACUAUGAGCAAAAUUUUAAACUUAAAAUCCGGAUAAAAGUGAAUUCAUAAUUCAUAUUAGUAAAAUCCAACUCUGAGUAGUCUAUGCUGCGUUCUGAUUGGUUGAGCUACUACUAGGCUAUAUGUUAUAGCCCACUAGUAGCGAAAAGCGCCGGCUUUGAAAACCAAAACAAUGGCGGCUGAAUCGCGUUUUGAUAGCUUAAGUUGUUUUGUCUCGAUAUUUUUGAGCAACUAGUGGGAUUUUACUAAUCAUGGCCCUCUGAGUCAAUAGCCCAUCCGGCCUUCGGCCUCAUGGGCUUUUGACUCAGAGCCCAUUCGGGCUCGAGGAAUAAUUGUCAAAUAUUCAUAUUGGAACCUACUUUUAUUAAUAAAUCAAUGAUUUCUUUUUUUUUUUCUUAUGCAGUGGUCAAAGCUAUGAAGAAAGCAUUGAAGCAAGAGGGCCAAACUAGUACAGUCUCAGAUAACGGUAAAAAGGUUUAAAUUUUUCUUAAGCACUUCAACGUUCGGCAACCGGCCUUAAAUCAUAAAAUCUGUUAUUUCUCAAGUAAGGGAUACGACCGUUUGCAAAAUUGUGAAUUGAGUAUAUGUGGCGCCAUUUUCUUGAGAAUUUUGUUCUAAUGUUUCAACGACAUUUGACAUGUAUGUAAUGAAUAUUAUUUUGGCUUUAAAGUAUUCACCUUUUUUACAGGAUGGGGCAAUGAUAUCGAAUGGAGUUCACUUGACGAAAGCUUUGAAACGGAAAAAGUUGGGUAAGACAGUCAAACAGGUCAAUGAUCUCGUUUCGAUAACCUUGUUUCAAGCCAUGGAGGGGUGGGGUACCGCGAUGGACUCCAGUUUGGAACACACACACGCACGCACAAAAUGAUAUUCUGAGUCAGACUGAAGUGGUUACUUGGCCACGGAGAAGACGUGUAAAGUGUUUCAAACGCUGGUUAUUAACAGAGCGCGCUAAAAUUUGUACCAGAUGGUUAAUUAUCGUGAAAUGUUAAAGUUUUUGGUACAAAAAUUAAUUUGGGAUAACACUGAUAUUUUAUGUACUUUUGCUUUUCUGCUUGCAGAAACAAACCCAUCAUGUUGAUAAUCCAUAAAUCGUGGUGCGGGGCUUGCAAAGGUAAGAACAGCACACGGUUGAUUUAAUGUACCAGUGGACUGACGAGAACGUUCUGAUUGACUUUAAAAAGACAUCGCUAUAGUAAGAUACGUUUGCAUUGGUCUCAGAUCUUACGAUUUUCGAACAAAAGGAUACAAAUUAGCAGAUUUCUUAGCUUUCUUUAUCAUAAAAAUCUUUUAUACCAUAAAAAAUAAAACUAACUUUUAGUACACUACUUGCUAACCUCAAAAAUAGCCACUUACAAUUGUCAGUUUGUGUUAAUAGAUGAUUUGCUUGAAAAUACUCUUCGUUUCAAUUCUUAAAACCUAAAAUUUAAAAGUUUCGUUCUACAGUAUGGACUUAAAAUUAAAACAUUGUUGCUAUGGUUAUUAGAAACCGCCACCGCUAAAAUCAAACUCUAAUUAAUGAGAGCAAAACUGGAGAACUACUCUCUUCUUUGUACAACAACUUUUUCCAACCUGCAACAACGUUAAUACCUGAUUGUUUGCGAGACAGGUUUCAACGUGAGCGGUAAAACGCCAACAUUGCUUUCGACUCGUUUGCAGCAGGUUGUAAGACAAAUUGCCGGUUUUACCGUAGCUUAACUUACUGGUCAUAUUUUUUCCUUAGCUUUAAAAAAGAAGUUUGCAAAGUUCAGUGAAAUUACCGAAAUUAGCAAGCGGUUUGUCAUGGUCAACGUUGAGGUAAGAAAGGAGCGAAAAACGUCUGUAGUCAGUGGAUGACUAGAUUACUUGCAGCCAUGAACGUUUGCCUUGAUCUAGAUGUUGUAUAAUUAUAUUGUACUUUUAGCUGGCCAAGUUUUAGCUCUGAACAGAAGCAUAUCGUUUCACAUUUUCGCUACUAGCGGAGAUGUAAAGUAAGGCUGACAGAAACUCAGGCGGACCAAUAAACACUAACAGCUUUGAUUUUACAUUUUGUCGCGGCUGUUUGUCGUGAAGGUAUCGAUUUCGUGUAUAGCCUUUUAAUACAGCUUCAAAAAUCGCUUUCACGAAAGUCAGGGUUCAAAGAUUUUGCUUCAAAAUAAUAUCAAUGACUUUACUUUUUCUUCCACUUUCAACAUUUUUUAAAAUAUAUUUCUGGGCAUAGGAUGACAGUGGCAAGGAAGCAGAAAAGUAUGAUGUGGAUGGUGCUUACGCGCCAAGAAUGUUUUUCAUAGGUAUGACAUUUUUUUAGUCCAUUUCUAUUUUGCUAAAAAGGGAAAGACCCAUGUCGUCUUGUUACCAAUUUUCAACGUUGCUGAUAUGGCCGAUACAUUUGCCAUGUAUUUUAAACUUUAUUUGCUGCAUUUACAUAAUAACCAUAACUCAGCUCCGACAAAUUUUGAAAUACUAAGAAACCAGGACUUGAAUGCACUCCUUUCCGUGGUUAAACGGAUCCGAAAAGGCUAAUUUCCCUGGGAGGAAAGCUCAGUCAGAACAAACAGCUAACCACUAAAUUUGAUGAAUUGGUUCAAAUCGCAAAUAUUUUAUGCCGCCAUUACAAAUCCUUGCCAGUCGACUUUGGUAUUGAUCUUGCUUUUUUUUUGUCAGAUCCUUUCACAAAACAGAUAAUGAAAGAAUACCACAACACGGAUCCCACGUUUGAUGAAUACAAGUACGCUUACGGGGAACCUGAUCAAAGUAAGGUUAAAACUAUGGUGAUUAUGAAAUGCCGAAAAGGGCUUUUUCGUCCUUCAAUAUUCGCGCGGAAACGCUACCUACGCAGGCUAUUUAAAAACAUUCUAUAUUUGUAACAGCUUUACUCUAAUUUUUCAAGUUAUUAAUUUGUAUUUUAUUCAGGUUAAGUUUUAAUUCCGAGUUUUUACAUUGUAGUUGUUGCUGUAAUGAAGAAAGUUCUCCAGAAAGGAGUGGAUGAGAGUAUUUCGGCAGACAGAGGUAGGUAACUCCAAUCUGGAAGCCCAUCUUCCGUGCAGAUGGCCCAGGUUCGAGUCUCCGCUUAGCUGGUUUUUUCUUCGUUGUACAAUUUUUCGUUUUAGUUAUUUAUUUUUUGUUUUUUAAAUCAUAUUUUCCCCCUUUGGCUUGUUUCCCUUUAUUCUUACUGUUGGCCCAUUACAGCUUCACGAGGUUUUCGCGAUAAACGUAUUUCUAGUAAUGCUUAUAUAACAUUGGCUCAUUCUUCCACUGUGCAUGCAUUGUAUAUCGAGAUAUUAAGCACUUGGAAAGUUAAGAGAGCACUCAAAUAAAGUAGUAAGACGACCCCAAUCUCCUGAAAUUCCACAUGAGAGCCUCGCAGUUUGUUCUAAAAUUAGCACAUUUGGCUAUUUCGAUGAAACCGCGUGUACCUCGCGGCUUGCGGUCUCCAACCCCGAUUAUGGCUCCUACCAAUACCAGUAAACGUUACCUCCUCGCUAUAAGGCUCUCUGGUCUUCUCGUUGCGCGGGAACGACGUUGGCAAACGUUAAAUUUUGCUAUCAGCCCAAAGACUAUUUGAAACACUCAAAAGAACUUUGUAAUGGCUAUUCAAACAACUUUGUUGUAUUCAUGGAUUUAAUUUUAAUUUAUUCCGCUAGGUUUUGGCUCUCAUCUGAAAUGGCAGAAACUUGACCAUGCUCUCAAAGAAGCAAAACAAUCGUAAGUACAAGACAUAACUAACAACCAAAAGAGUCGUUCCUCGGCUGUGUAGUAUCCUUUAGUAUUCAGAAAUCAAGAUACCUAGGCCUUUUAGCUUUACUUCGUUUUGUUCGUAUAUGUUUUUAAUGGGAAUCCAACGUAGAACAAUGACUCCACAAGACUGAACUAUGCACUCAUUUGCCGUCGUUCAACAUGCGAUCAGAUUUUUCUUUGAGGGGAGGGGUGUGUUUGGGUGGUAGAAGCGCGAAAGAACCCCAAUAGCAGAUCAGCCCACACAUAUUUUACCCAACCUCGCAAGGAGGUCUUUUUAACAAGGGAAAAGCCAUAGGGACGAGAUUGACAAACAAGUUUUCACCGGCGAAUAAAAAAUAACCUAAGAAUCAAUAACUAAUUUGUUAAAAUUAUUUUACCGUUUGUUUGUUUGUUUGUUAUUUUCAUUUCAGAAAUAAGCUCAUUAUGAUGGUGUUGCAUAGGAGCUGGUGUCAGCUAAGUCAAAGUAAGACCCAGUAUAGAUUGCUGGAAGUCCCUCAGGAUUGUCGGGACUUUAAGAUCCAAUCCAUCCAUUUCUUUCCUGUUUUUGCACGACUACGACGUGAAAAUGCCUACUUUCGCGUUUUAUGGAGGACGUAAACAAGCAACAGCGCAAUUUUCUUUCUCUUUCUGAGCUUGAAUUUGACUAAAAAAGCUUCAGGAGGGUUCGCAAUUGACUAAUAGGAAUAAUCGCUAUAAAGACUGAAGGAACACAAAUUCACUUUUUAAGCGACGUUCUUGUCGCCGUCGCGUCGUAGGAUCUUAAAGUCCCUACCAUCGAACGAGCGGGACAAACUGCUAACACUUAUCUGACCGCCCGCCCAGGGACUGGUAACACUCUGGCCACAUCAGUUCAGCGCAUUCAGCUCUUCAACCUGAGCGUUCUCAUACCGUCCCGCAUUAUAGCUGGCAGAAUUUGAUUGCUUGUAAAUUUUCUUUUGCAGAAUUGAAACCCAAAAUUGCCGAGUCAAAGAAAAUUGAGGAACUUAGUAAAAACUUCAUCUUGGUUAACCUUGAGGUAGGAGUCAGACUGAUCUAUGAGGCGAUUAACAACAACUAUUCAAUGUGAUAUAUCUUGACAGACUUGGUACACAUUUAUAAUUGCUCCCCUUUGCGGCCCUGUGAGUCAUAGCUCAGAAAUUCUUGCGUCACUUUUUCUCUAGGACGAUGAAAUACCGAAGGAUGGCAGAUUCGACGUAGACGGCUCAUAUGUGCCAAGGAUUGUUUUCCUAGGUAAUACUAAAAUACUCUAUAGUUCAUAUAUCAAGAUUCAAUUAUAAGAAAGGGUAGGAGACCUUUGGCGAAGCAGCAGAUUUUUUCUGCAUAGUUAAUAAACGCACUGAUUAUAUUGCCGAGACAGUGUCCAUGUUUAAUGUUUUUGUUAGCUUUUUUGGACUUGACUGCGUGCACGCUGUCCUGUGCCUACUGGUCUAUAGAAAAGUCUCACUAAAAUAACUCAAACAUGAUUUGUGAGCAACAGACAGAGGUCGGGAUGUUUAAUCCCCCAACAUAAACUGCAGCAUUGUUGUUUACAUCUUCAGACAGGUCUCCUUUACUGUGGUCAGAGAGCAAGUUAAACCAGAAAAUUCCAUUCAUUAACACGCUUAUUUGGACAUUAUUUCAACAGAUUCGGAUGGAAAUUUGAAGAAGGAAAUUGACAAUGAAGACACUGACCUUGAUAAAACAAAGUUUUUCUACAAGACACCUGAAGAAAGUAAGUUUGAGGAAAUAUUUUGUGUUUACGGCUUGGGUACCCUGUUAGAUCAAAAACACAUUUUUUAUUACCAAGCCAAGAAUUGUAUUAAUGCGUCUCUUUACGAGAAAAUGCAGCAAGCAAAAGGCGGCUUUAUAUUUAUGAGGCCCUUCAGUUUUAGGAUCGUUUUCACUAGCAAAGGAGUCAGAGUUGGAGUCGUAAUCAGACGCGUAGAACUUUACGAUCUAGUGAAAACAGGGUUCUGAUUCCGCAUUAUACGACUCCGUCGUUUACGAUCAAGAGAAAACUAGGUUGUCGGAGUCGCAAGAAGAAGUAGAAGAACUAAAUCAAUCACAAAGCGUGGGAACUUUCAUUGUGAUUGGUUUAUCCUUCCGUUCCGGCUUCCGACUACGACAAUCUGGCAUUCACUCGAUCAUAAGCGGAACGAAGCGAUAGAGUCAUAAGCGGAGUCGGCAGAAAACGGAAACGUUCUGACUCUUCCGACUCCCAUUCCGAAGAGCUUAUGACUCCGCUUAGGAUUUUUACAAGGUCAUAAGGGCUUUACGACUCCGCUUACGAUUCCGACUCAGAUUCAGUCGCUAGUGAAAACCAGCCUUUUUUGACCAUCAUGAGGUUGUGCGAGUUUACACAUCCGCCAAGCAUGAAUUUAUAUUCUCUAUCUAAAAAGGUACCGUUAUAUUAGGCCAUGUAAACUACUAUUCAGUAUAUCGCAAAAUUCUCCUCGGCUAAGCAGAUCUAGAAUAAAGGACCUUAAAGCUGUGUGUAGGUUAAUGGGAAAACUCAGUGAAAAGCUAACCUGAUCAUGGAAACAACCGACAUUCCUGAAUGCAAUGCAUUGUCAUCAACGUCAUGUAUUACUCAGAGAAAAACGAUUUUUGAGUCAUUGUUAUGGCCCUAGCUAGCUCUGUUUCCGCUGCCUUCGGAGUUUCAUAGAGGUCAAAGACCCUAUAAUGGUACCACUCCCCAUUCUCAGGACUUGGCUGAACUACCCACUCUUCGGCGUUUAGCCUGAACGCUAUCUGAAACAGCCAUCAUCCUCUUCGUGAACCAUCUUUUGCUAUGAAGUUUUUUCUUUGCCUGUUUGUCGGUGAUUAAACGAUUUAUAUUCUGGUUUCAGUUGUCAAAUCCAUGAAGAAGCUUUUACCAGAACCAGCAGCCUUAGAUAAAGGUAAUUGUUGCGCCUCAUGUGGUUAACUUUUAGUAGGCAAUUUUAAUGAUACUUUUUCCUUAUUGAGGCUCUCUACUGUAAGAUGCAUGCUGAAAGCACUACUCAAUUGUAAGCAGAAACUGACAAAGACAAUGCCGCUACAGCGACGAAAGCGCACGCAAAUCAGUUUAAAAACAGGCUUGACCAAAGGCAGCGCCGCAAGUUGAGCACCAAACGUCGCGUUCAGUCCUUUCCGCCAGGUUUUGGCGUUGAGUCACUAAAUCUGCCUAAAAAUUAACGAAAAUUGUGUGGGAUGCUGCAAUGACUGAAACCGUUUUUUCGUGUACACACUGGCUGCUGUUUUGCUGAAAGGAGGCCGCUUUUAUUGGUGAGAUUAAACUGUACAUGACUGCUUUCAGGAUUUGGAAAGCAUAUUAAAUGGAUGACUAUGGAGGAUGGUCUGCAAGAAGCUAAGAAGAGGUAUGGUUUAAGCAAACUGAGCAAGACACAGUUUACCUGCAGUAGAUCCUGUUUUGAUUCCCAAUUACAGCAUAACCCGCUCUUACAUCAGACUUCCAAAACAAAACCACAACUGUCCUACUGUCACUGUCGUUAGCUUAUCAUCAACAGAAGCAUAAGUUAGGACAUUGCUCUGGAUCUCAAUAUAAGCAGUAAUCUUUAGAAAACAUCUUGCAGUAAAACUGUUUCCGUUCCACAGCGAGAAGCCAGUGAUGUUCAUUAUACACAAGUCAUGGUGUGGAGCUUGUAAAAGUAAGUUGAAGUCACAUUAUUAUAAUGUUUCUUGCAUGAAUCAUGUGUAAGUACAACACUCCUGGGACAACAGUGUUAAAAAUAUCUCUCCUUUUUCAGAUUUGAAACCAAUUGUGGCAGAAUCUAAACAGAUCGCGGAGCUCAGUAAGAAGUUUGUCAUGAUAAAUGUGGAGGUAAUAAGUGCACGGAAAUUAUCGCCAUGAAUUACCUCAAUUGCAACUGAAAAGCUCCUUGGCCGAAAGGGAGCUUAAGUAACGACGACGGCGACGUCAACGAGAACGGCAAAAAAGCGAUACGUUUCCAUUGGCAAAACAGCAGCUCUGCACGUGCAUCACGCUUUUUUUGUACAUUUCUUUGCCGUCACUUCAUGACUACGACGUGAAAAUACCUGAUUUCACGUUUUAUGAAAGGACGUGAACACAAGACAACGACUUUCUUUUUCUUUUCCUGAACAUCGAUACAGUCUUUUAGAAUUCAACUCCAGAGAAAAUUGACAACAAUUGAUAAAUUGAACGAGAUGGAAUAAGUGCGAUAAAGUUUGAAACAGCGCGGCUUUACUUUUUAAGCCCCCUAUUACGAUCAAUCAGUACGCUAAAACAUUAUGUACAUCAAGUACAUCACACGAAACACAAAUGAAUAAACCUUAAGGCAAGAAAACCAACAAACUCAGCGUUAGACUGCUAGAAAUUGUUUUAUUCCCCCAGAUAUAAAACAGCAGACAACAACUGAACUAAUUUGUUGAUUUUGUUCGUUAGGACGAAGAAGAGCCAAAAGAUGCACAAUUCGAUGUUGACGGCAAAUAUUUCCCUCGAAUCUUCUUCCUCAGUGAGUAUUUCCGUUAACGAGAUUAAUCAUAUAUGGUGUCUAUCAUUCAUUUUUGACAUUCGUGAUGUUACUUUGUCAUAGAUCAUGAAGGAAUAGUGCAAAAAGACCUGCACAACAACGAUCUGGAAUUCAUCAAGUUCAAGUUCUUUUACAAUGAUGAUGAAGAGUGUAAGUGCCAAGACCAUCUUUUUUUCCAAGCUUACAAAAUACUGCCGGGUAUCUACCAACCUGUGCCCAGCCACGCCCUUCUUUAAGAGAAAUCGGACAUAAAGCCUCCUUUUUGACACGUUUUAAUAGGAAAGGGCGUCGGACGGGAUAUAGGCUUGGCCUCCGUACAUAAAUCUCCAAUGAUGAAUAGCUGUUUAGCAGUUCUCUUAAGUAAAACAUUUCAAAUGACUCUGAUCUCCAACAAGGCCAUCGGGUCGCCCCUGAUUCCGAACACCUCCAGAGUCAAACAUAGUUAAAACGCGUAUUAAAGCUUUUUCCAAAUGACUACCCGAGUCAAUCACGCUACCAGAUGAAGAUCGUAAACUGGACCAACUAAACCAGUUAGAAUUCAAAGAAAAUACAUGCAUCAAGCGCUAAAGACGGGAAAUUGUCUGCAAUCAGACGUACAAUCGACGUGCGAUUUCAGCUCUACUUCUUAUAGGUUAAGCAAAGACAAGGCUUUGAAAACAAUCACAAAUUGGACAAAUUUUUUUAGUAAGUUUCUAUUUCGUCAAAAUACUUUUAGCUUCAAUUACCUCAUCAAUUUGCUUCCUUGCAUAGAAAGAACAACAUAGACUAACAGAUGUUAUCUUUUUACCGUCUCAUUUAUUUUUACAGUGAUAUACACAAUGAAGACAGCUCUUAAGAAACUUAUAAAGCCGCCACCUUCCCUUGAUAAAGGUGAGCUUCAUAAAUUAGGCAGUCAUUUUCAGUCCUCCAAGGGUCUGAAUCAAGUCUUGCUUAGAGGUAUUCCCAGCCUUUAGAUUUGCAGAUGAAAUAUUGUACCUAUUAGUCAAGAUACUGUUCUUCCAAAAACUAAGGUUUAAAUCUAUGGGACAUUUCAUAACGGGAAUGAAAGUAAGUGUGGGAAGCACUAAUCUUGUGCUUUUCUAACACACCUCCCUUAAUCUUUAAAACUGACUCGUCCAGCGAGCUCAUAUAGUUCAACGAUGAGACAGGCGCGUAAUUAUGUUAUUUCUUUUAAGUGAAAUAUAUGUAUUGCAAUAAUAAUAAUAAUGAUGAUGAUGAUGAUAAUAACAAUUCCGUUAUUUACCCUCGGCAGUAUUAAUUUUAUAGCACAGACGCUCGUGGGGCCGAACAAAUGCUUGAAACAAACAAUUCAAAUUGGCCUUAAGAGGGUUAAGAAUCCCAACGGUAGGAGGCGAACAAGUUGGCUAUUUACAAGCAUGGUUGAGGAUUUGAACUCGAGUCUACCGAGAACAAAUUCAGCUGGCGGUCAGGGUGGGACUUGAAUUAGGGGCCUCUGAAUUACAAGUCCAGCGCUCUAACCACUCGGCCACGCUGCCUCUACUGACAGGUUUCCUUACGUUCAGUGUGGAUUAUCUUGGGCUAGUUGCUCUUUUGCUACUUUAAACUUAACUUUAAAGUAAACUAUGAAAAAUAUUAAACUGAUCAAUUUAAUACGUUUUAGGAUUAGGUAAAGGGAUAAACUGGAUUACGCUAGACAAUGCUUACGCUGAGGCCAAAAAGAGGUAAUGUAAUCCUUAGAACAUGUUACGUUAAUUGAAUCAAACGGAAACUCGGAAAAAAUCCGAGCCCCAGAUGGGGAGCAAUUGUGAAAGAAUGCAUGACUCACAACUGCAUACAGUCACACAUGCACUUGUCCUGGUUUGACAAUGUGACCGCGUGAUGCAGUUCUAGUCAAAGACCCACAUUUCACUCUUGCUCACCAUCGAGUCGCCAGUGGCUCAGUGGUUAGAGCAUCCGACUAGAUCACAGAGGGUCGUGGGUUCGAAUCCCAUCUGGGGCUCGGAUUUUUUCCGAGUUUCCAUUUGAUGCAAAAAACGUAUCUUGUAAUCCUUAGGUAGUCUAUUCUAAUAGAUCAAUAAAGUAAACACCCGCUGAUAAGAACCUACUUAUAGGUUCUUGUAUUUUGGAGUACUUAUUGUCAAUUUAGGCUAAUUAGGUUCUUAAUUUUGGGUUCUUAAAAGGAGAUAAUAAAUUGUUGAUUACCAGAAAAAUAAAUUAACUUUUUAUUCAUUCACAAUUUUAUUAUUAUAACCCUAACAAAACUGAUUAUUGAAAAGAAAAGUUAUACUCUUUUGUUAAAUUGCUUAUCAUAAUUUAACUGUAACCCACAUAUAAGAACCCGCUUGAUCUUGCUUGGCUAAACAGGUUCUUGUAUUUUUGGGUAUUAAAGUGGCAAAUUUCUGCCAAGAGGUUCCUUAACCCACAGGUUCUUAUUAGCGGGUGUUUACUGUAGUCUCUCUUUUCUAUCAUUUGACUCUUCUCGAGGGAUGUUUAUUAGGUACAGUACUUCUCGUGUCUGGUUUUGUUUCAACGGUAACCAAUGCAAGUGACGACAAACUGCAGGAUUGAGAUUGAAAUCCAACUGACAUAUUUAUAUAAUGUUUAUUUAUUUUUUUUUGUAGUUGGAAGCCAAUAUUCUUGCUCAUUCACAAAAGUUGGUGUAGCGCUUGUCAGGGUCAGUAUACACACAGCCUCCAAAAACUUCGAUUGGACCCAAAUCUUACCCCAUGUAAGGGAGUCUGUAUUCCGGAAUCCAGGAAGUUUUUGCUUGAUGAAUCUGGAAUACAGCUCAAAGAAUCCGGAAUCCAAGUUCCGCUGAUAAUAAUCUGGAAUCCAGUACUUAAAUUCGGAAUCCAGGACGUGGAAUCUAGAAUCCAAGACUGUCUUAGUUUUCUUUACAUGUAGCGAAAAAUUUCCUGUGCUUCGUGUUUGCUGUUAGGAAAAGAAAGAGAAACUUUAUCAUAUCAUCUUGCAAGGGAAACUACAUAAUAUAGAAAAAUAAAAUAAUUGACACAUAAGGAGUUAACAGAAGCUAGUGUGUUUAAAUGUUUGUUUUCGAGCAUGGGGAUGAACGUGACGCAUCAAAAAUAUUCUGGGGUACGUUGUCUGCCACGCCAAAUUACGAUGCAAAAGUGUUGAUGACUAAUUUCUAAGACAGUGUGGCUUUAUUGUAUUUUUUUUUCAGCUUUGAAGCCCAAAUUUGCUGCAUCUGAGAAGAUAAAAGAACUCAGUACCGAACUCGUCAUGGUUAAUGUGGAGGCAAGUGAAAAACUAAUUAUCACUUUUACAAUGUUUACUAUGUUUAAUUAAUCUAGCUCUCUUAGCCGUAAAUUAAUGUUGUCGUUCAAUGAUAGUGGCUUUUCUCUAUUAAACAACGAGUGCCAUUCAUCUGAUAACCGAAAGCAAAUUGUCAAGUAGACGACCUGCGAGUAAGUUUCAUGGUCUGCUGGCCGCUAGCUGAGAAAAAUACUGUAACUGCUAACGUAUAGACUGAAUUCUGCUGCCUUUUGACAACUGAAUGAUUGACAACGUCUCAGAAGGGUAUAGCAGUGCUUAUUUUAGAGCCUUCAUAGUUUCCUUAGAAAGAUUUUUUCGUAUGACCUGGAAAUGAAAACGCACGAACAAGACUGAAAUAACAAACGAACGGAAAUAGAGCGAUUUGAUUGGUUAAUCGGACGGAUACAAGCGCGCGUGGCUUUCCAGUGGUUGGUUUAAUAAGCGAACGCUCUGGUGAAAAGAUUUCAUGCCCAAGAACUUUCUAGAAAUCAAUCGAUACUUGGCGUUGACGUCAUACUGCAACACAAUUGGCCAAUCGAGCAACGCCUUCUCCAUAUUAGGGUUUUUUUUUCCGCGGGAAAACUAAAAGUCUAUGUUUUGAUCAUUACAUCCACUGGCUGAUAAAACAAAUAACGAACACUUACCGUAACCAUUUUUCAAGGUCGUUGCUCUAUUCAAUCAGGCAUUCAACUUGAAUGCAACGCAAGUGCAUUUAGUAAGAGUAUUCAGCCCUACAGCAAUUAAAUAAUUAAUGCACUUGCAACAAUACAAAUAAUAAAAUGAAUCUCCUGAAAAAAAGUUUUAUAAAUUCGUACGAUUUUUCACCCUUGUGACGGUGUAUCACCAGCCAGUUGAGCACUGCUGCUACUGUAUAAAUGGAUUCUGUUCCUUAAUUGUGCUUGUUUUAAUCUUCACAGGAUGAAUUUGACGUUCACACAAAGAAGUUUGAGAUCGAUGGAGCUUAUAUUCCACGAAUCUUAUUCAUGGGUUGGUAUUUCUAGUGAAACAUGCCUCAAUUAACAUCGUUAUUCAACUUCGUUUCAACAGACUGCAUUCCAUUAAAAUAGCGACACCAAAAAACCAACGCUGGGUUCCUGCCAACUGUCUCCUUCUCAUCGUCGUUAAGAAAAUAAGCAAAAAGGAAUAGUGACAAAGAAUUUACAAAACGCGCUUCUCUUUCGAUACGGGAUAAAAGAUCUUAUACUACUGGCAGGGUGUCUACAGUUACACACGAACGUCUGUAAAUCUAGAGUGAAGUAUAAAAAAGUCCCUACUAUAAGGAGAUAAAGGAUGCUGUUUAAUGAGCGAGAUUGAAAAUGGCAUCCGACGUCGUUCUUGAAAGAAUGAGGGCUCAAUUUUUUCCCGUGCAACUGCUAAUGGUAUGAUAUAGGGUUUAAAGCAACAAUCGGCGACUAAAUUGUUGAGACGCUUUCGCGCUUUAGUGAAAUGGUAUUUAGUUUGGCGAAAAGAACAGUCUGGACCUUCCCCCUCUCCCAAUUAGAUGUUGACCAAUCCGUUGUUUUCUGUAGGUAACUUGAGCAGCCACAAUUCAACGCUCUGGGAGAAGGGGAUCCUUUUUCUUUUAACUUAGUUUGAUCCCGGGUAAACUUAAGGUAACAAGAAGAGAUUUCUUGUACAGUGUAAAACUUAUUAUGUAAAUGAUUUUAAAUUUUUGAAUAACAGAUCCUUUGGGUAACGUAAUGGAGAAGAUUUCUAAUGCAGGAACAGUUUACAAAGAGAGCAAGUAUUACUACUGGGAACCAACAGCAGGUAGGGCCGGACUAUCUUGGGUUAGUUGUGAACCGUUACGUGUUCACUGUACAAUACAAUACAGAAACUAUCAGGAUUUGCUGUACCCAUCACAAUACUAAGAUGAUUAACGCAAGUUACAUUACCAUACUUACAACUAAAAUGUAAACUUCACGAAAAAAUUUUAAAAUUGCUUUAACUUACACAGGUUUUUAUUGGAUAGAUCUACACUUGACACCUCCAUAUCUGCCACUCCAGAAACUAUAGGGGAAUGGGUAUAUUCAGGCAUUCGGCGCAGCGAUUUCUGGGAUUGUUUGAGUGGACAAAGGUUACUUAUGAUUAGUUACAAGAGCCAUUUUGGUUAUCUCUUAUUUCUUUUUUCACAGUUGUAAGGUCCAUGAAGAAAGCUGUAGACAAAGUCAAGACGAUGACAAGACCAAAAGACGAACUGUAACUUACAGGGACGAGAAGCGCCUUCGC